AUGGUGUCCUCAGAUUUAGGCCCGCAGCUGCAGUUCUUGACAGACGCAGCUCAUCUGCUGUCAGCCUCUUCACCCGAAACUUCGGCCUUCCUGAUGAGCAGGCGCACCUCACUUUUGGUCGACCACGAUGUCCCGAUCAGUGAUCAACAACGACAACACGUCUGCAGUUGCUGUGGGCAUAUCAUGCUCCCGGGCCGAGGGACUGAACUUAAAAUUGGAGCCGACAGGGCGCUCAAGGCUAGGGUGAAGAAGCAGUCCAAGACCCAAAGCGCACCAGUAUCUGCCUCACAGAAGCCCGGUAUAUCAAAGGUCUUCAGCUGCGGGAAAUGCAGCAGGUACACCAAGUUGCAGCUUCCUGCUCCAAGACCUCUCCCGAAGGCCAGGGCCAAGAGCCAGAGCAAGAGCAAGACGGUGAACCAAGAAAGAAUGUCACAGGAGAAGCGCCCAUCAGCAGCAGCGGCAGAGCCUGCAAAAUUGUCCGCAAAUGCCAGCAGCAAGAAGCGAGCCAAGAACCGCAAGGCCGGCCUGCAGGCCCUGCUGGACCAACGAUCAGGACAGAGCUCCACUGCCUCUUCAGGCCUUGGGCUAAGCCUAUCCGACUUUAUGAAGAAAUAG
Molecule: messenger RNA, 615 nt
Organism: Diaporthe amygdali
Lineage: Eukaryota; Fungi; Ascomycota; Sordariomycetes; Diaporthales; Diaporthaceae
Product: rnase p rpr2 rpp21 snm1 subunit domain-containing protein
Exons: 1
Coding region: 1-615 (204 amino acids)
Biological process (GO): RNA processing
Source: RefSeq, a predicted model, not a curated record